This is a messenger RNA of Mesorhabditis spiculigera, 798 nucleotides long. The record is from the annotation of a GenBank genome assembly. Lineage: Eukaryota; Metazoa; Nematoda; Chromadorea; Rhabditida; Rhabditidae.
AUGACAAUAUCCACCUUCGACUACUUCGCCCGAGCCAUCAUCUACGUCAACGGCGCCAUUUCAUAUCUCAUGAACGUCAUCUUGAUCCACACAAUCCUCAAGUACAGCAAGCCACAUAUGGGAACCUACAAGUAUUUAAUGAUUAUAUUCGUGGUCUUUAAUAUGAUGUACACCGCCGUACAUAUUUCCGUGAUGCCGAACAUGCACGUCGAAGACUACGGAUUUGUCGUCUUCCCAACUUCUUGGAUGUUUCAAGGGCUGAUGGCUCCUUCACAUUGGGGCAUGAUCACGUAUUGCAGCAUGUUUUGCGGUAGCCUUGUUCUAAUCACCUACCACUUCACCUAUCGAUAUUUGCUGAUAUGCAAAAAUCAUCUCCUCUUCCUCUACAACGACAUCACCUACUUCCCGAUCCACUUCACGAUUUGGAUCUAUUGGACGCUACAGAGUAGCUCUAUGAGCGAAAAAUCGCGACGACUUCAGAAGGAGCUUUUCAAGGCGUUGAUCAUCCAGACCAUUAUCCCGGCAAUUUUCGAGUAUUCCCCAUGCGCCCUCACCUUCCUCACACCACUUUUUCAUAUUCCUUUUGGUCGCCUGUGCAAUUACGUACCGAUCGCCAUCUCAUUCUACCCAAUUUUGGACCCGAUUUGCAUCAUAUAUUUUAUUAAGGACUACCGAUAUGCGCUGCUUGGGAGAUGGCUGACACGACAGCAGAGCGUCUACGAGAAUUCCACGAAACAAUCGAAGGUCCGGGAUUGCAGCGUGGUGUCAAAUCAGAUUCAGAAUAGCGACACGCAGCAA